AUGUUUCUAAGACAAUCGAGAAUCCUGGUGUUUUGCCUGUUCUUGGGCCUCUCUUUGGCGGUCAAACUACAUUUUCCCAUUAGGCCAAAUGCCCACAUCCAGGAGUUGCAGAGUGAGAGCAAAGAACUGGCUGCAGCCCACUCGUAUGCUUCCACCAGGUGUUUUCAGAUCUACACUCCCAUUUUGGCCAACGUUGCAGAGGAGUACGAGAUUAACUUUGGGGCUUGCCUUUCGUCCUACGACAACGCGACUGCCCUGGUCAAUGGAAAGUACUCGGGAGAUCGUCAGGAUAUCCUGAGAUCUGCCAGCAUCAGUUGUUCGUAUCCCAAUUCCAAUUGCCAGGUGUGGACAUCGGAGGCACAGGAUCUGGGCACCGUGGUUUCCCGCCUCGAAUGCGCUUCCAGCAAUGCUGCGGAGAGCUCCAAGACCUUCUAUACCAUCUCGGCCAAUGCCACGGAGAUUGCGGUUAAGAUUCAAGAAGAAUAUCGUACUUUGGAUAGCCAGUUGGAAAUUUGCACCAAAAACGCAGACCGCACUUACGUGGAGACUACCUCUGACACCUACGAAAAAUUGAACGACUGCUUGAAGUACGGACCCUCCAAAACAACACCAGCCGAUAGGCUUUUUUAG
Messenger RNA from Drosophila eugracilis, 630 nucleotides. RefSeq lists its product as uncharacterized. The record is from RefSeq and is a predicted model, not a curated record. The transcript has a single exon. Bases 1 to 630 code for a protein of 209 amino acids. NCBI's taxonomy places the organism in Eukaryota, Metazoa, Arthropoda, Insecta, Diptera, Drosophilidae.